AUGUCUACAGCAGAUACUAAAGAAACCAGAAAGAAUAUCGAAGCUACCAUAGAUAGCUUCCUCCGUGCUUACGAAGAUGGGAGAGAAGCCAAUGACCCGUCCAUCAUCAACCGUGUUGUCACCCCAGACUGCACACGGCAGCUUCUUCCCGCCUCGCUCUGCGAAGCCCUAGGUGUUCCACCAGAGUUUUUGAUGUCCAAUGAUUUGUACGAAAAGCUCUUUGCUGACGAUCUUGCUCUUGGCGGCGUCUACAAUACCACUCCGCGCCACCUGGUGAUCGACGUGGAGGCCCGACGCGCUGCGGUAUCCACCACUGGGGAUUUCAAAUACCACGAUGGGGAGGUCAUAGCACUGGAGUUUGCCUUUACUUUUUAUUUUAACGACGAUGGUACGAAGAUCAGCAAGGCCAUUGAGGUUGCUGAUAGCAAUGCCGUUCUGAAGAUGGCGGCCAAAGCACGCGCUCAUGCGGAGUCUUCUGUAUCCACAGCUUCAGGAAAAGGAGCCGGAGCUAAGAAUGGUGACAAUAUAGAUUUAUCAGAGACUGGGUAA
Molecule: messenger RNA, 549 nt
Organism: Fusarium sp. VM40
Lineage: Eukaryota; Fungi; Ascomycota; Sordariomycetes; Hypocreales; Nectriaceae
Source: the annotation of a GenBank genome assembly